Messenger RNA from Helianthus annuus (common sunflower), 2732 nucleotides. Its product is annotated as DNA (cytosine-5)-methyltransferase 1. The transcript has 21 exons. The record is from RefSeq and is a predicted model, not a curated record. Bases 82 to 2541 code for a protein of 819 amino acids. Gene Ontology annotation, molecular function: chromatin binding; methyltransferase activity. Gene Ontology annotation, cellular component: nucleus. Lineage: Eukaryota; Viridiplantae; Streptophyta; Magnoliopsida; Asterales; Asteraceae.
UAAAUACUCCAACAUUUCGAAGCUCACACUCGCAAGUCCUACAUCCUUCACUCACCUGCUCAUCAUCAGCAGAUCACCAAAAUGGCGAAAGGAGUGAAGAGAAACACGAAACAGGAAGCCAUUGAUUCAUCCACACAUUCUUCCGAUACAAAACCAUCGCCUCCGUUAAAGAAAUGCAAAACAUCUCCGUCGGUUGCUGUUUCGGCCGAUGAAGAGGCUCGGUUCGUUGGAAAACCGGUUCCUGCUGAGCAAGCGAGGGUGAAAUGGCCGCAUCGAUAUGAAUCGAAGAAUAAAGUGAAGGUUAUUUCGUCAUCUGAUGAUGAGGAAAAGGAGAUUUUUCAAGCUAAGUGCCAUUAUACCAAAGCUACUGUUGAUGGUAUUUCUUUUGAUCUUUAUGAUGAUGCGUAUGUCAAGGCUGAAGAAGGGAAGCCAGAUUACAUUGCUCGGAUCGUGGAGAUGUUUGAAACCGUUGAUAAAGAGUUAUAUUUCUCCGCUCAGUGGUUUUUCAGAGCUGAAGAUACGGUUAUUAAAAGCCAAGCCCACCUUAUCGACAAAAGACGAGUGUUCUAUUCCGAAAUGAAAGAUGACAAUCCGCUGGAUAGUAUUGUGUCGAAAAUCAAGAUUGUUCAACUUCCUCCAAAUGUUGACUUGGUUGAGAAAGAAAAGGCACUCAAAUCGUAUGAUUAUUACUAUGAUAUGCAGUAUUCAAAGCCGGUUACAUUUACAACUCUACACAAAGAAAACUUAACCACAGAGAGUGGCGAGUCAUCCGUAGUUUCAGAUGAUGCGUGCUCAAACGGUGUAGUAGAGAGUAACAAUAAAAAUGCAAAACCAACAAAAAUCAACGACAGUGAAAAGUCUGAAAUGACCCUAUUGGACUUGUAUUCGGGUUGCGGUGCCAUGUCAACCGGGCUUUGUUAUGGCACAAAUAUGGCUGGUGUAAAACUUGUGACAAAAUGGGCAGUUGACAUCAAUGAACAUGCAUGUGAAAGUCUGAAGCUGAACCAUGCUGAAACUCAGGUGAGAAAUGAAGCAGCUGAUGACUUUUUAUCGUUGCUGAAAGAAUGGGAGAAACUUUGUAAACAGUUUGGUUUGUUGGGUUCAAAACGUGACGAAGAUACAAAUGUAAAAUCUGAAGAAUCAGAUUCUGAGGAGAUUGAUGAGAGUCGUGAUCCGUAUAAAGGUGAAUUUGAAGUACAAAGAUUGACGGCUGUUUGUUAUGGUGAUCCAAACAAAGCCAACAAACAAAAGCUGCAUUUUAAGGUGCGAUGGAAGGGCUUUGGUCCUAGUUACGACACAUGGGAGCCAAUUGAUGGUUUGAGUAAUUGCGAGGAGUCUAUAAAGGAUUUUGUUAUCAAAGGAUACAAAUCAAGAAUGCUACCACUUCCUGGUGAUGUUGACUUCAUAUGUGGAGGUCCUCCAUGUCAAGGAAUCAGUGGUCAUAAUCGGUUUAGAAACUAUACUGAUCCUUUAAAGGAUCCAAAGAAUCACCAGCUUGUAGUCUACAUGGAUAUUAUUGAUUUUUUGAAACCAAAAUUUGUUUUGAUGGAGAAUGUUUGUGAUCUUGUCAAAUUUGCGGAUGGUAUUUUGGGAUAUCAUGCCGUUGGGCGUUUAGUUUCGAUGAAUUAUCAAACACGUAUGGGGAUAAUGGCAGCUGGAUCUUAUGGAGUUCCUCAAUGCAGACUAAGGGUCUUUCUUUGGGGUGCUAAUACGAUGAUGAAUUUGCCUCAGUUUCCAUUACCGACACACGAGGUUAUUGGAAGAGGAGUUGUUCCUGUUGAGUUCAAGGACUGUAUUGUCGGGUCUGAUAAUGAUAACUCAUACAAGUUAGAGAAGAGCAUACGUCUUGGUGAUGCAAUUUCAGACUUGCCUGAGGUUACAAACAACAAAGGUAAGGAUGAAAUGGAGUAUGCAGGUGCCCCACAAACAAGUUUUCAGAAAUACAUUAGAUUGAGAAAGCAAGCUUUGGGGAAAGAUUCUUCGAAAAGAAUGAUGCUUUACGAUCAUAGGCCAUUGGAACUAAACGAAGAUGAUUAUGCUCGGGUUUGCCAUAUUCCAAAGAUAAAGGGAGCAAACUUUCGGGAUUUACCAGGAGUAAGAGUUGGUAAAGGGAACAAAGUAGAAUUGGACCCUGACGUUGAACGGGUCUUGUUACCUUCAGGAAAACCUUUGGUCCCAAAUUAUGCUAUAACAUUUGUUCGUGGAACUUCAAAAAAACCCUUUGGUCGCUUGGGUAUGGAUGAUAUUGUCACAACUGUAGUUGGUAGAGCUGAGCCACAUAAUCAGGCGCUGCUUCAUCCUAACCAGGAUAGAGUGUUGACCAUUCGUGAAAAUGCACGUUUACAAGGAUUUCCUGAUCAUUAUAAACUUUGUGGACCUGUUAAAGCAAGGUACAUGCAAAUUGGAAAUGCAGUUUCAUUCUCGGUAUCAACUGGAUUGGGGUACAGCUUAGCCAAAGCAAUUCAAGGAGUUUGCACCAGUAAACCAAUCAAACUCCCACAUAAGUUUCCAGAUUGUCUUGGACAACUAUCUUCACUAUAAACAAGACAUUCAAGAGACAAUGAUGACAAAACUGGUUUAGUCUUUAAUGAAAGAUUGAGGUUAAUUUAUGCAUUUAACUUGCUUAUUUCGGCAUCAAUUAAUUGUAUGAUUUUCAUCAUAUUAGAGUGUAAUUCAACAUUGAUUCUUAGUAAGUUUUGUUGAUAUGGGCAACUAUGCUUAUAUUUUUUUUA